Molecule: messenger RNA, 1223 nt
Organism: Wyeomyia smithii (pitcher-plant mosquito)
Lineage: Eukaryota; Metazoa; Arthropoda; Insecta; Diptera; Culicidae
Product: coenzyme Q-binding protein COQ10, mitochondrial
Exons: 3
Coding region: 161-766 (201 amino acids)
Biological process (GO): ubiquinone biosynthetic process; cellular respiration
Cellular component (GO): mitochondrion
Molecular function (GO): ubiquinone binding
Source: RefSeq, a predicted model, not a curated record
GAGUUGCUGCUUCCUUCGAAGGAUUUUGACAUUUCAGUGCUGGUGGUUCUAUUUGUAGCUGAAUAAGUUUCUCUCCUCUUCCGUAAAUCUACGCAGUUUUAGUAUAUAAAUUAGUAAUUAUUUUACUAUUACGAACUGAGUAUUAUAAACUAGAAUAAUAAUGACAACACAAGUAGUGCAGCAUGUAUUACUCUCCCGCACUUUACCACAGUUCAAAAGACAUCACCCCUUAUACUCCACAUGUCGUACCCUAUUUGAUUUCACUCCAAUAACAAAGACGAGGCGUGACUUUAAACAGAAGAAAUUAGCAGGCUAUUCUAUGGAUCAACUAUAUUCUGUCGUAGCUGAUGUAGAAAAUUACUAUACGUUUGUACCAUUCUGCAAAAAAUCCCACGUUUACACCAAAAAACCUGGCUCACUGAAAGCAGACCUAAUCAUAGGCUUCCCACCGCUAAACGAGAGUUACACUUCGAACGUGACCCUGGUGCGACCAACACUGGUUAAAGCAGAGUGUGUAGACGGUCGGCUGUUUAAUUACUUGCUAACGGCGUGGCAGUUCAGUCCGGGUCUCAAGGACAUACCGCAGUCCUGUGUAAUCGAUUUCAUGGUCGCGUUCGAGUUCAAGUCCGCACUGCAUUCGCAGCUAUCGAAUCUGUUCUUCGACCAGAUUGUGAAGCAAAUGGAGUAUGCGUUUAUUCACGAGGCGAAGAACCGCUACGGAAGGCCGUCAAUCAAGAGUCACGUGCUAGUGGCUAACAAAUCGUAACCCACACCUCGCGCUCGCGAACGACUCUGCGUAGAAAGAAGGGGAGAGAAACUGACAUCAAGAAUGCCCGUUUAUAACCCUCUAUUUAAGAAUGAAAUUAUUUAUACAUCGGAUAGCUAAUAAAUUUCUGUAUAUGAGUAAAAGCACAAAUUUAUGAGCGUCCUUGGAGCAAGGGGCAGCAAAGGAACGCGGGAAAAGAAAACAAUUCCUUUUUUUAUAGGUGCUAGACAAAAGAGGCAAUUGGUGUCCAGUCAAUGCGGGCAUACCGCGGAUUCUAAAACCAGUGGUGGCCUCUAAAUUAGGCAGUUUGAGAUAUGUCAGGGCAGUCAUUUUUGUGAGCAUCGAUUGUUUUACAUCUGUUAUUUAAUUUGUGAAUAAAAUACUAACAUAUUGUUGACUAUAUAUUUAUUCGUUCCAAUAAAUUUGAAGAUUGAUUAUUCUAAAAUUGUUGAAUAAA